This is a messenger RNA of Ogataea philodendri, 381 nucleotides long. RefSeq lists its product as uncharacterized. The record is from RefSeq and is a predicted model, not a curated record. NCBI's taxonomy places the organism in Eukaryota, Fungi, Ascomycota, Pichiomycetes, Pichiales, Pichiaceae. Bases 1 to 381 code for a protein of 126 amino acids. The transcript has a single exon.
AUGUCCUCCAACCUGUUUGCGAAUCUCACCGACUUGGCGUUGGGCAUAGAAUUUGAUCUUUGCAAAGAGGGCAAUUUUAAAGAGGAUUUUACCAGCUCUCCUGAUUUUUUCUUCAGGAGGUUUGGCUUCAGCUCUGUGAUUGUAGACAUGGAGGAUGAGGAGGCGUUGUCAUGGCCAAAAAUGACCGUUGUGUCAUCGUUGAUGUUGAGAUCGUCUUCUCUAUCUGACGAUGACCGUAUGAAGUCGGUAGUCGAUCCUGCGCUUGAGAUGGUUGACAACGGUGUUGAUAUAGACAGGGUGCCCUCCUCAGGAGAGGAUAUCAGACUGGAUGAGGCGGAUGAACAUGGAUGUUGCGACUCUAGAAGCUUGUUGUUCAGGUAA